CUUGCCCUGCGAUAACUGUGCGAUUUAACUGUGUAGUACGCUUGCUCGCUUGCGAGCCGCCUCAUGACCCGUACGGCCCGAUGGCGCUGUUGAUGGAACACCAUUACUGGGCGACGAUGUGUGCACUAUAAGACGAUCUAUUUGACGAGGGUAUUGACCUCUAAGCCACGUAAAUUGGCUUGGCCUUGUGUUCUGUGAUUGCCGAAGGCUCACUUGCUCAUGGCAACCUGACACGCUCUGCAUCGUUCCCUAUUCAGUUUAGAAAUCAAAGCCUCGAGGCGUAUAAAUUUUAAUCCUUCGCCGUUUGCUCCUUGGAAAGAACCAGGAACCACCCAGGAACCAGCGAUGCCGUACGGGUAUCUGUAAAAUGGAAACCUGAUGGUCCCUUAGCCACACAAAGCGCUGGCAUGCCGAUCCUAAUCGCCAGCUUUUAGUUUUUCUUUUCAUCGUCAAAUAUGCUUCAACUCACAAAUGCCAGUGCGCGGUGUGGCCUGCGGCAAUCAACAAAAAGCUCUUGGAGCGUGCCAGUAUUUAUAGGGAGAUCUAGAGGUAUUGGCGGUCGCCCUGUUGCUGGAUUCAUCCCUUCUGCUCAGCCGGAACAACGGUCAUCUCCUAAGCCGGUAACCGAGGACGAGGAGCUUCCACCAUGGAUUCGCCGGGAGAAAGAGCGCGAGCUUCAAGCCCAGCAGGGCAGCUCGGGGCUCCCGUGGCCGCUAUACCUCCUCUUCUCAAUAUUCACAGCAAUCGCAGCCGUGGGAUCGAUUUUUGAGUUCGUUGACCGGAACCCCGUCUUUGGUGUCUUGCCUCCCGACAACCCCUUGUGGGCACCAAUCCUACUUUUCUUCGCGGUGACCGGCUUCCCAACCGCCGGCUUCCUCUUCAUCAAGGGCGUCAACGGCUUUAACGAAGAUGCGGAACGGCAGGACAAGCUCGAUGGCUACCUGUGA
This is a messenger RNA of Volvox carteri f. nagariensis, 947 nucleotides long. RefSeq lists its product as uncharacterized. The transcript is spliced from 5 exons. NCBI's taxonomy places the organism in Eukaryota, Viridiplantae, Chlorophyta, Chlorophyceae, Chlamydomonadales, Volvocaceae. The record is from RefSeq and is a predicted model, not a curated record. Bases 456 to 947 code for a protein of 163 amino acids.